GCCGCACUAGCCCCUCCUGACCGCUGGCCCCGGAUAAAAACCUAGAGAACGCGGAGGAAGCAGCAGAGCAAUUCAAGUUAAUCCAGGCAGCGUAUGACGUUCUCAGUGACCCCCAGGAAAGAGCCUGGUAUGAUAAUCACAGGGAGGCUCUGCUGAAAGGAGGAGUUGAUGGAGACUACCAAGAUGAUAGUUUAGAUCUGCUGUGCUACUUCACUGUUAGCUGUUACUCUGGAUAUGGAGAUGAUGAAAAGGGAUUCUUUACAGUCUAUCGACAAGUUUUUGAAAAGAUUGCACGAGAAGAGAUGGAAUAUAUGACCCAGGAAGAUACUGAAUUAUUCCCUACAUUUGGAUAUUCCCAAAGUGACUAUGAUACGGUAGUCCACCCUUUCUAUGCAUAUUGGCAGAGUUUCUGUACUCAGAAAAACUUUGCUUGGAAAGAAGAAUAUGACACACGACAAGCCUCGAACCGCUGGGAGAAACGAGCUAUGGAAAAAGAGAACAAGAAAACAAGAGAGAAAGCAAAGAAAGAGAGGAAUGAACUGGUCCGUCAGCUAGUAGCCUUUAUUCGUAAAAGGGAUAAAAGAGUACAGGCUCACAGAAAACUUGUAGAAGAACAAAAUGCGGAAAAAACUAAGAAAGCAGAGGAAUUUCGAAGGCAGCAGAAGCUCAAACAAGCUAAGCUUGCUGAGCAGUAUAAAGAGCAGAGCUGGAUAACUAUGUCAGAUCUGGAGAGAGGGUUGCAAGAAAUGGAGGCACAAUAUGAAAAGGAAUUUGGAGAUGGAUCAGAUGAUGAAGACGAAUUAGAAGAACAGGAGACAAAAGGCAUCAAAGACAAACUGCAUGAUGAGACUGAAGAAGAUGAAUUUCUUGAUGGUCUGUACUGCCCUGCUUGUGACAAAUUGUUAAAAUCUAAGAAAAUGAUGAAGAAUCAUGAAAAAUCAAAGAAGCAUCGAGAAAUGGUAGCACUGUUACGACAGCAACUGGAAGAAGAAGAAGAGAAAUUUCCCAUGUCUUUGGAUGAUGCAAGUGGAAUACAUACUGAAGAGGAGGAAGAACCGACUGAAGAAGAUAUGCCUAAGCAGAAACUUUCAAAGAAGCAGAGGAAGAAACAGAAAACAAUGAUGACUUAUGAGAACGCUCUUGAUAAAAGUACUGAUGAAGAAACAGUUGAACAAAAGGAGGUGCCUGGCGUGGAAAAGGACAGUGGCUCAGCAGAGGAGUUGGUAAAUGAUGGCCAAAGAUGUGCUGUGUCAGAGGAUACAAGCACUGCAGAGGAUGUCAGCCAAGUGAAUGAAGCGAAGAGUGAAGCAAAAAGCAGUACUAAGCCUAAAGGGAAAAAAGCCAAGGAUGCAAAAAAGUCUGCUCAGGCAUCUUCAGAGCACCCAACAACGAAUGAAGUUCCCAUCCAUUGUGUAACCUGCAACUGUGCAUUUCCAUCCCGAAAUAAACUGUUUGAACACCUAAAAGCCACAGGACAUGCAAAAGCAACACAAGCACCAGCUACAAGUAAAGCUGUAAACGCCAGAAACAAAAAAGAGAAACGUAAAAACAGAUGAACUUUGUUACGGUGAUUGUCUUCAGAAUCGUACAUGAAAACUUUCCCAAAACUGAAAGAUGCACAUUGCCUAUUUGGGGCGAAAGAGAGAAGACACUUCCUGAUUUUUGGAGGGAAAAAAAAGGAAGAUGCAACAAAAGGAGUAUUGUUUGGUGAAGGAACCUGUGCUUUCUUCUCAUCAGCCUUUCUUUAAUGACUGGAUGUGAGCUAUCAUCUCAGUAGCUUUUACCUUGGGGGUGGGGAAAUAGUAAUUCAAAGCUACUCACCUUGCACUCCUGUAGAAACUUGCACAAAUAAAGAACCCAUGCAGAGGAAAUAAUAAUUUAACACUUCUGUUGCUGCUUUUCUUUUGAGAGGGUGACUGUAGACAAUGGAAGGGCCAUUGAAAGGCUUCAUUGAUAAAGAAGAAACAUCACCAGGAUGUAGAAGAACACAGGCUUUAAUUCUGCAGUCCCCAAGGGCUCUUUCAAAUUACUAAAUUAGUCCUUCCCUUCCAUCUGCUAUUUAAUGUAAGAUGACAAAGGUGGUUAAUCAGUUUUGACAAUUCCUAUUGGUUUUGUGUAUGUACUUGCAUGCCAGAUGUUGCGGGGGGGAAAAAAAGUAGUGGAAGAGCCUUGCUAGAAUAAGUGAAGGGAGAAAUAAAUGAGUGACAUGAAUAAACUUGUUCUGAUUUCUAAUGAAAAACAGCAUGGGAAUUGGUAUUGCACCUGUGUUUAAAUGCAUAAUCUACCUGAUCUGAGUAGCACUUUAAAAAAAAAAAAAACCAAAACCCAACCACCACAAAAACCAACCAAACCAAAAUGGUGGGGUUGGAGUGGAUUUUACACAGGAAUUGUCAAUGCAGUUGGAGAAGGCAGUGCUCAGCUGUACUAUGUUGCUUAGGAAACCCCUAGUGUAAAAUUUUCCAGAAGCACUGAUCUUGUAUUAGCUAAGUUCCUCUAAAGUUUCAAUUUUGUCACCUGAAAUGGCAGAAUACUCUUCUUCCCCUACAAUUUAACAUUUGGACUGAACAUGUUAAAGUAAAAAUGUAUGUUAACUUGUUAGUGGGUCAAAGAAUUACUCAUACAUUAAAAUCUGAAUGAAAGUAAAAUGAUGUACAGUUCUUUUUGACUGUCCACAACACCUUUUUUGGGUUUUUGUUGGAAAAUGAAGGAAGUAAUGAACUAAAACAUUUUUAAAAGUGAUUAUGUAAGAAAAAAAGCACAGCAUAUUCUCUCACCAGCCAGAGUCUGCAUUGUUGCUAAAUGACUAAUGGGUGGGCUGUGCAAUCCCCAACGCAGCAGGAGAAAAAGAAAAGCAUGUUUUGGAGAGGAUGAUGACUGGAUGAGAGCCCCAUGAUAAAAAUAAUUACUGUAAUUAGGAACUUUUCAAAUUUGUGCAAACUUUUUUUUUUCUCAUGCUCUUAUUACACUGUAUCCUCAUAAGGGUAAACAGUUUUCACUAUGAAACCUCCAGUUAUGGUCUGUUCAGAGUACUUCUCAGCCAGAGGUUGGCUAUGCUUAUGUAAGUGAAGUCUCACAGGCUCAACCCUGCAGUACUACUUUUUAAUUUGAUUUUUUUUUAAUUUAAAUAAAGACAAAUACUUUAUCA
Messenger RNA from Athene cunicularia (burrowing owl), 3145 nucleotides. RefSeq names its product DnaJ heat shock protein family (Hsp40) member C21 (gene DNAJC21). Lineage: Eukaryota; Metazoa; Chordata; Aves; Strigiformes; Strigidae. The record is from RefSeq and is a predicted model, not a curated record. The transcript is spliced from 12 exons. Gene Ontology annotation, molecular function: nucleic acid binding; zinc ion binding. Gene Ontology annotation, cellular component: cytoplasm. Bases 303 to 1556 code for a protein of 417 amino acids.